ACGAUACAGACGUGUCUCUGCUGCGGUGCGUAGAAAAUACGAAUCCUUCGAAUCCUUCGCUUAGAGCGGUUGCUUGUAUUGAGUGUGUGUUUGUAUGUGGGGUGACCGAGAGUGUGCAUUUUGAUAAGCGGAAUCCUACGAGCCCAUGGCUAUGCAGCACCGCUGCAAUACAACGUUAGCAAGAAGAAAACAAAUUAGCGCGUAUCGCGACGAUUUCCGGUGGUCACAAUUGUACCCGCAUUAUACCUCCGUGGCGAAAGUAUAAUAUUUUAAAACAAAACAAGUUAACAGCGACCGAGUACGGCGAACCGAUCAACUCGCGCCAAAAUGUACGACCACGACGAAAUCAGCAGCGGGUUCCACGACGUUCUGCUCAGCAAAUACAAUGAGUCAGCUGCCCCGAUGUCGGAACUCUACAUGACCGACUCCAUGCAGGAUAUGCUGGAUAUUGACAUAAAGUCAGAGGUGGCCACGGUGGUGGGCGGUGUGAACGAGUUCGUGUCGCUGAUGAACUACGAACUGAUGCCCUCCCUCGAGCUGGACUCGAACUCACUCGGGACGGACAGUUUCUUCAGCAACGCACUGUCGUCGGGCGGUUGCAACACCGAUCUCUAUACGGAUGUGGGCACCUGCGCUAACCCAAACUACGUCAUGCCUGUCGUUUCCCCGAACGCCUCGUCCAUUUCGCUGUCGAACGCGACAUCAUCCUCGACGUCCUCCUCGAUGAGCGCCCUGGUGGCGGCUCAGUCGCUGCUGAAAUCACCGAAACAGACCCUCACUCUCAACACCACCGUGCACGGUACGUGGCAGAAUCCGACGUUACCGAGUCCGAAGGAGCGCAAAAGCCACCUCACCUUCUCACCGAACAUGAUCAAGGUGCCGAUGGUAGUGCAGGAGGCAAAGCGGGUAUCUAAUAUGACGCAAAUCACCCGGGUGACCGCCGCACCGGGUUCCGGUGGCAUCGUCUCGACAAAGUACAGCAGCAAUCCCGCGAGGUCAGCCGUAACGACCUCACCGGUGACAACGCGACCGGUGGAGAACGUCCGGAAGGAUCUAUCCGCGCAAAUGACACAAAUUAAGGAGGAAAAGAUGGUCAUCCGCAACGUCGGUACAGCGUCAGUGAGCAAGAGUUUAAGUGAACACCAACAACAGCUUUCCAGCGGAAAUAAUAGUUCAACGGAGCCGGUUGUGCAGCGGACAGUGUCCUCUCCAGUGCUAGGCGUCGGUUUGGGCAAGGGGAACACGAUCAAACUGGCGGCCGGCAUCGGUGGCCUGACGUUCGCCAACAGCGUGCAGUUCAAGAACCUCAAGAGCGUGCAGAAGAUCACCGGCCUCGGGUUGAAUGGGGGUGUGCUGAAGCGAGAAUCGAGCCCACAGCGGCAGAUGAAUGGCAAUGGUGGCGUUGCGAGCCCGAAAACGUUCAGCCGGAACGUGAUCCUGCAGCAGGGUAAGUCCUCCUCGCCCGGUCCUGGUUCACCGACGAUGGUCGCCAGACACAUCCACUCGAGUGCCACAUUGACACCACCCGGGCCGAAGCAAAGGAAUUCGCACGCCAAGGGAAGCGGCGGAUCGGGAGCCGCGGACAGUGGAUUCCCAAAGCCGGCCUACUCUUACUCCUGCCUGAUCGCGAUGGCGCUGAAGAACUCGCGCUCGGGCUCGCUGCCCGUUUCCGAGAUCUACAGCUUCAUGUGCGAGCACUUCCCGUACUUCAAGACGGCCCCGAACGGCUGGAAAAACUCCGUCCGGCACAACCUGUCGCUGAACAAGUGCUUCGAGAAGAUCGAAAAGCCCGCCACGAACGGCGGCCAGCGGAAGGGCUGCCUGUGGGCGAUGAAUCCGUCCAAAAUCACCAAGAUGGAUGAGGAGGUGCAGAAGUGGUCCCGCAAGGAUCCGCUAGCCAUCCGGCGCGCCAUGGUUCACCCGGACAAUCUGGAGGCGCUCGAGCGUGGUGAAAUGAAGCACGGUUCCACCGGUGAUGACGAUCUCGACCCGGAGGAGGACCUCGAAAGCGACGGUGGGCCAUCGGACGUCGACGCGGAGGAAGUUGACGAGGAAGAGGUGCCCGAGCCGGAGGAGGAGGAAGAGGAGGAAGAAGACGAUGUGGAGCUGAUCGAGCAUCCGCACGAAACGAUCGACGUCGAUGCGGAAAGUUUCAUCAUCAACACACCGGAAUCGUUGAUGGACGGGGACGAGGAUGGGGCCGAUCAGGUGGAUUUCGAUCUGGAGGUGCCAGAUUUCUACGAAGACCUUAACGUCGACUCGAAAGACGGUGUAUUGACGAUGGAAUUUACGCAACAGGACCUGCUUUCGCUGGAGGACGAAGAUGAGUCGCUCUACAUCCAUCAAGCACCGCACCAAAACUUGGUCCAACAUCGACUCCCGCAGCACUAUCACACCCAAAUCAUCUCCCGCCAGCAGCAACAACAACCAGCGGCGAAAAGGGCCCGGCUCGAUGUGAACUACUCCCUUUCACCGACGCAAAAUGGCACCAGCACCAACAAUAACAACAGCAACGGAGCCGGUAUGUUAAACUUCAUCACCACCCGCCACCCGACGAUAAGCUCCUCGAAUGGCGGAACCGUCAAGAACGGUGGCGGCGGUGCCGUUACCGUGGUGAACGCCGACGGUACACUUGGGCUCAGUUUCCAGCAGCAGUUCCAGCUGGCCCACUCUCAUCAGCAGCGGCAAGCGCAGCACCAGCACAGCAAUAACCGACGGAAGAUGCCCAUGAUCACCCGAUUAGCUUAGUAGAGCAGUGUUGGGACGUGGAUGAGUAAUGGUCGAAUUAGUUCGAUGGUAAGUUCACCGAAAUCGGGAAUGUGUGCUUGGAGAUGGAGGUAUAGUGUCCUAUAGGAUGCUUCCCUCUGUGCAGAAAAAACUCCAGCUGUCACGUGACGGUCGGUUUAUUUUGGUAUCGUUUUAGAAAAGUUUACAUAUUUAUUUUUACACCACUGAAUUUGAUACGCCAUUUUUUUUUUGCUCGAUCGGUGCUUAGUACUGGAUAGUCCAUAAACCAGAAUUUACAAUAGGGUCGAUUUCAUUCUGUCUAUCGAAUACUAUUUAUACAAUUUUUUUCACAUCUUUUUGACGGUUAUUAAUAAAUAUGUUAUACUAUUCGAGGCAUAUAAAAUUGAAAAAGAACAGAAUGCAUUGGUUCUCCAAAAACAAAACCACCAACGUAGCAAAAAGAUCAAUUUUCACAAAAAAAAAAAAACUAUCCUCCUACAUUUUGGAUUAA
Messenger RNA from Anopheles coustani, 3238 nucleotides. RefSeq lists its product as uncharacterized. NCBI's taxonomy places the organism in Eukaryota, Metazoa, Arthropoda, Insecta, Diptera, Culicidae. The transcript is spliced from 3 exons. The coding region runs from base 328 to 2748 and encodes 806 amino acids. Gene Ontology annotation, molecular function: transcription cis-regulatory region binding; DNA-binding transcription factor activity, RNA polymerase II-specific. The record is from RefSeq and is a predicted model, not a curated record. Gene Ontology annotation, biological process: regulation of transcription by RNA polymerase II.